Acanthocheilonema viteae is the source of this 537-nucleotide messenger RNA. The record is from the annotation of a GenBank genome assembly. Lineage: Eukaryota; Metazoa; Nematoda; Chromadorea; Rhabditida; Onchocercidae.
AUGAUAACGCUUUUCAUCAUAUUCGCCAAUAUAAUUACUGUUGCAAAUGGUUACGUUCGUGGAUGUUACUAUAUUAGUUGGGCUGAACGUCAACAAGGAGAAGGCAAAUUUUUGCCAGAAGAUAUCCCAAAACACCUAUGCACUCACAUCCUUUAUGCAUUCACCAACGUUGAAGGGAAACGCGCAACAUUUGAAUGGGACGAUGAAGAUACCGAAUGGACGAAAGGGAUAUAUCCACAUAUGAUAAAAGUAAAAGAGUACGAUCCAACCCUGAAAAUUCUUCUUUCCUAUAGCGACUAUAACUCUCACUCAUCAGUUUUUGCUUCAACUGUAGCAUUUCUCCGUAAGCAUAAAUUUGAUGGAUUCGAUCUCGACUGGGAAUAUCCAACCGGUGUAGCAAAGGAACACGCUAAACUUCUUAAGGCGAGUGUAAUUCCAUAUUCAACUUUUUUCAGUCCACCGGAGCACGCUCAUUUCGAAUUGAGCAAUACUUGUCCACCGGAGCACGCUCAUUUCGAAUUGAGCAAUACUUGGUGA